This is a messenger RNA of Sclerotinia borealis F-4128, 885 nucleotides long. The record is from the annotation of a GenBank genome assembly. Lineage: Eukaryota; Fungi; Ascomycota; Leotiomycetes; Helotiales; Sclerotiniaceae.
AUGGCUUCAUUAAAUACAUCAUACGAUGAUAUUCAGCAUGAAAAACCUUACUCGGAACAUCUAAAUGGCGGAGCAAAUUUAUCACGUCAAAUUACCCUUCAGCUAAACUCGGAUCAGUAUGAACGACUAUUCUUCCAACCCACAUCCGCCAAGGGAGAUCUUGCAAAACGUCUUGGAAACCCAACCCUCCUCGGCCUCCUAGGCUUUCUCGUCCCCUUCACCUCCACCGUCUUCUCCCUCCUCCAUUUCCAAGGAUCCUCUCCCCAAUCACUUGUCUCCAUCUCAGGAUCCUUCUACACAUUCGGCGGCAUCGCUCUGGUCAUCGCCGGCAUCUGUGAAUUCAUCCUCGGCAACACCUUUCCCUUUACCGUCUUCAUCGUCUUCGGCGUUCACUGGGUAUACAACGGUUUCGUCAAUGAUCCUUUACAUAAUAUCGUCGGUUCUUAUGCUACGACUCUAAAUGGUGAAACGGUACCUGGAGCCUUGAGUCAGGAAUUUAAUGCCGGGCAGGGCAACUAUUCAGUCGUCAUGGCGUUGAUUUGUUUUGUGUUUUUCUGUGCCAGUCUGAGGACUAAUGUUCCUUUUGUGAUGAUCUUCUUGACAUUGAUUUUUGUAUUUGGCUUUUUGGCCGCGGGAUAUUAUUCUUUGGGUUUUAAUCCCACCGUGGCGGGAGUGGAACAUGCGACGUAUCAUUUUAAGAUCGCGGGGGGUUUUGGAUUCGUCACGAUGAUUAUGGGAUGGUAUUUGGCAAUCAUCACAUCUUGUGCUUCGACGGGUGUCCCAUGUCCACUACCGGUAUUUGAUUUGAGCUCGAGAGUCUUUACUCAUAAUAAGGAGGCGGCGAAGACGGAACAUGCGGGUGCUGUGAGAUCGGAUCAAGUUUAG